UAUCUUAAAGUCUCUUUAGUCUGUCUCUAUAUAUAACAGCAAAUAUCCCUUCCAACGUAUUUGUCAACGUACUUAAGAGAUCUACACUAAUAAUGGGGAUGUUUCAUAAACUUCCUCUCCUAGGUUUAGUUCUUUUUCUUGGUCUGACCGGCUCACUUACCGCCGCCAAUGAGUAUACCUGCUCUAGUACCGAUAUACACUUUACUCGUGCCAAUUUCCCUAAAGGUUUCAUUUUUGGUACCGCAACUGCUGCUUUUCAGGUUGAAGGAGCUGUAAAUGAAGGUUGUAGAGGUCCAAGCAUGUGGGACGUAUACACCAAGAAAUUCCCACAUAGAUGUAAUUAUCACAAUGCCGACGUAGCUGUCGAUUUCUACCAUCGUUACAAGGAAGAUAUCAAGUUGAUGAAAAGACUGAACACUGAUGGCUUUAGAUUUUCAAUUGCAUGGCCCAGAAUUUUUCCCCAUGGUAGGAUGGAGAAAGGAAUAAGCAAAGCAGGUGUACAGUAUUACCACGACCUGAUUGAUGAGCUUCUCCAAAAUGAUAUAACACCAUUAGUUACCGUUUUUCACUGGGACACUCCUCAAGAUUUAGAAGAUGAAUACGGUGGUUUCUUAAGCGACCGCAUCAUAGAGGAUUUUACUGAAUAUGCAAACUUCACAUUCCAAGAGUACGGACACAAAGUGAAGCAUUGGAUCACAUUUAACGAACCAUGGGUGUUCAGUCGAUCUGGCUACGACAUUGGGAAAAAAGCACCGGGCCGUUGUUCCAAGUACAUCAAAGAACAUGGAGAGUUGUGUCAUGAUGGACAAUCCGGAUACGAAGCUUAUAUCGUCAGUCAUAACAUGCUCUUGGCACAUGCCGAUGCCGUUGAGGCCUUUAGGAAAUGCGAUAAGUGUAAUGGUGGAAAAAUUGGGAUUGCUCAUAGUCCAGCUUGGUUUGAGGCACAUGAGCUCUCGGACGAAGAGCAUGAACCUCCUGUAACCGGCCUGAUCGACUUCAUCUUGGGAUGGCAUUUGCAUCCGACCACAUAUGGAGAUUAUCCACGAUCAAUGAAGGAUCAUGUCGGACAUCGACUGCCUGAAUUCACAGAGGCACAGAAGGAGAAGUUGAAAAAUUCUGCUGAUUUUGUAGGAAUCAAUUACUAUAGUUCGGUAUUUGCAUUGCACGACGAAGAGCCGGAUCCUUCGCAACCAAGUUGGCAAAGUGAUUCCCUCGUGGACUGGGAACCAAGGUAUGUGGAUAAAGUCAAUGCUUAUGCUGCCACGCCUGAUGUUGCGAAAGUGGAAGUCUACGCAAAAGGUUUGAGGAGCCUACUGAAAUAUAUUAAGGAUAAAUAUGGAAAUCCUGAAAUCAUGAUCACCGAGAAUGGAUAUGGAGAGGAUCUAGGGGAACAAGACACAAGUCUUGUAAUGGCGCUCUCAGAUGAGCACAGAAGAUACUAUAUACAGAGGCAUCUCUUGAGCUUGCACGAAGCAAUUUGCGAUGAUAAAGUAAAUGUUACGGGGUAUUUUCAUUGGUCAUUGAUGGACAAUUUCGAGUGGCAAGAAGGAUACAACUCAAGAUUUGGGCUAUACUAUACCGAUUACAAAAAUAAUUUGACGCGCCACGAAAAAUUAUCAGCCCAGUGGUACUCGAGUUUCCUCCACGAUGGACUGAAAGGGUUCGAAGAUGAACACAAUGAACUGAAAGGGUUCGAAGAUGAGCACAAUGAACUAAAAGGGUUCGAAGAUGAGCACAAUGGGUUGGAAGGGUUCGAAGAUGAGCACAAUGGACUGAAAGGGUUCGAAGAUGAGCAUGAUGAGUUGUAGAGUUUUACUCUACAAAUAGACUACGAAAAUUAUAUUCACAAACUCUUUGUUUACAGUGUCUAAUGCAUUUCAAUAUUCAAGCAAAAGAUAAGUCGAUAUAUAAACAAGUAAACUUUGGAUUUGGAUACUCAUAAGUUGUAAGUUUUUUUAAUUUCUCUGUUUCUUGGGGUUUGAGUCCGAGUGUUUCAUCUGAGAUAACCUUGCAAGAAAUUCUUAUCGAA
Molecule: messenger RNA, 2029 nt
Organism: Camelina sativa (false flax)
Lineage: Eukaryota; Viridiplantae; Streptophyta; Magnoliopsida; Brassicales; Brassicaceae
Source: RefSeq, a predicted model, not a curated record